Molecule: messenger RNA, 786 nt
Organism: Echinostoma caproni
Lineage: Eukaryota; Metazoa; Platyhelminthes; Trematoda; Plagiorchiida; Echinostomatidae
Source: the annotation of a GenBank genome assembly
CUGUUUUACUUUUCAGAGCAAAGUACAUGCGGACACCGUUUCAAGCCAUACACGUUAGNUGAUGUGCCCGAUAUCCACGUGUUACGCACUUAUUUCAGUAGCGGUCGUAUUCACGCGUUUGCUGUACGCAUGGAAACUUGCUGCAGAGCGUCAGUAGCUUUCGGCGAGCCUUACCCACCGCCGUAUUCAAGUAGUGGUAUGCUUGACGUUCUUUUGAACGCAUAUAACAGUGGAUUAUAUAUGGCGGUGCCACUGGCCAUAUAUCCAAAUCGUCAGGCGUGGUUGAACGGAACAAACAUCCCGUAUUACCCAUUCACCUACAGCGCCAUAGACUACCCUUCACUCGUCAGCUUUGUUGAUGAGGAUGUCAGUUCUCCCCUCACUGAUAACGGUCAGGAUGAACCAAAUGGAAAUUGCCAGGCUGUUUGUCCAUCGAAACAGCGCUCUUCCGACUUCCAGAAACGGGUCCAUACGCAAGGUCGUCCCAGGUUAGCUCGAGGAAACGGAGCCGGAGCGGCUGUGCGACGCCCAUUUAUAUGGAGCCAGCGUAAUCCUGCUCGCGGUUCUCAACCUCGGCCCGCGGCAGUAUCCCAAAAGGAAAAUGAAGAUCACGACCAAAAUAAAACGCACCAGACUAAUUCUAAGGGCUCUUCCAAUACUGGCAUUACGAGCACUGCAGCUGAACCAAAACCCAAACCCCUUGGUGUCCGGAACGCGCGCGGAAACAGUACUGGUGCAUUGAGAAGUAAUUACAGUCGUGGACGUGGUUCAACACGACCUCGAUAG